Capsella rubella is the source of this 1469-nucleotide messenger RNA. RefSeq names its product patellin-6. Lineage: Eukaryota; Viridiplantae; Streptophyta; Magnoliopsida; Brassicales; Brassicaceae. Gene Ontology annotation, molecular function: lipid binding. The record is from RefSeq and is a predicted model, not a curated record.
AUGGAUGCUUCAUUGUCUCCAAACCCAUUCGAUCACCAGAAAACAGAGCCUAAGAAAAGCUUCAUAUCCUCACUCAUCACUCUCCGUUCUAACCACUUCAAAGAAGACACUUACUUCGUCUCUGAGCUCAAACCCUCCGAGCAAAAGUCACUCCAAGAACUCAAAGAAAAGCUCUCAGCUUCGUCUUCCAAAGCCUCUUCUAUGUGGGGAGUCUCACUCCUCGGUGGAGACGACAAAGCUGACGUUAUCCUCCUCAAAUUCCUCAGGGCGAGAGAUUUCAAAGUAGCUGACUCUUUGAGGAUGCUUGACAAGUGUUUGCAGUGGAGAGAAGAGUUCAAAGCAGAGAAAUUGACUGAAGAAGAUCUGGGUUUCAAAGAUUUGGAAGGUACAGUUGCUUACAUGAGAGGCUACGACAAAGAAGGGCACCCAGUGUGUUACAAUGCUUACGGUGUCUUUAAAGAGAAAGAUAUGUACGAGAGAGUGUUUGGUGAUGAAGAGAAGCUUAACAAGUUUCUUAGAUGGAGAGUUCAGGUUUUGGAGAGAGGUGUUAAGAUGCUUCAUUUCAAACCUGGUGGUGUCAAUUCCAUUAUUCAGGUCACAGAUCUUAAAGAUAUGCCUAAGAGAGAGCUUAGAGUUGCUUCUAAUCAGAUUCUCUCUCUUUUUCAAGAUAAUUACCCUGAAAUGGUUGCUACUAAGAUAUUCAUCAACGUGCCAUGGUACUUCAGUGUAAUCUACUCAAUGUUCAGCCCUUUCCUGACUCACAGAACAAAGAGCAAGUUUGUGAUGUCCAAAGAAGGAAACGCUGCCGAAACACUCUACAAGUUCAUAAGGCCAGAAGAUAUUCCAGUGCAAUACGGUGGCCUUAGCCGUCCUACUGAUUCGCAAAACGGACCGCCAAAACCUGCGUCUGAAUUCUCCAUCAAAGGCGGUGAGAAAGUUAACAUUCAGAUAGAAGGCAUUGAGGGUGGAGCAACCAUAACUUGGGAUAUAGUAGUUGGAGGAUGGGAUUUAGAGUACACUGCAGAGUUUGUUCCAAACGCAGAAGAGAGUUACGCGAUCGUGGUUGAGAAACCGAGGAAGAUGAAAGCUUCAGAUGAAGCUGUUUGCAACUCAUUCACAACAGUAGAAGCUGGGAAACUCAUUCUCUCUGUUGAUAACACUCUGUCUCGCAAGAAGAAAGUUGCUGCUUACCGUUACACUGUCCGGAAAUCUACUACAGCGGUCUAAAAAAAACUGUUUCUUUCUUUCUUAGUUCUUACUACUACUUUUUUGGGUGUGUUGAGGGUUUUUCUUUCUUUCCUGGGUUUGGGGUACUAGGGUUUGUUUGCUUGCUCAACGGUCGUGUUGAACCCAAUAUCGAAGAGAUCAUAUGUAUAAAAACAAUGAUUGUAUGAGAGAACAUUUGAUGUUUGAGCUUAAUAUUUUUAACUAUAGAUUGAAAUCAAUGUAGCAAUCCUAGAUUAUAUACG